Molecule: messenger RNA, 1131 nt
Organism: Owenia fusiformis
Lineage: Eukaryota; Metazoa; Annelida; Polychaeta; Sabellida; Oweniidae
Source: the annotation of a GenBank genome assembly
CACAGGGCCUAUUUGAAUUUCUAUUUCGUUUCUAUAAUACAAUAGUUGAGAAACUUAUGACUGACACAUUUUCAGGUUGCCAAACUAAUGAAGGGGAGUGUAUACACAUACAUGUUUACGCCUUUUUCAGUCUGUACUGAUGACCCCGGGGAUAAUUCAAUGCACAUGGAGAUUUGGAGGACAAAGAACAAUUAUUUUUAUUUUAACUUGAACACGUGAUGUUCAAAUCAUGAAUUACAUAAAGCGACAUUGAGGUAGAUUUCAAUAUAAAUUAGUUUUUAACCGCUACUCAAUGCAGAUUACAUCAGGAAGAUGGAGAAAUACGGACCGAUUUCAUAUGCUUUUAUGAAAUCUGGAUAUCAAAGGAAAAAGGUGGCAGUUUGGAUGAUAAGCAUCAUGCUCUUCGUAAAUGGAGUAUCGAGCUCCAAGGAUCAACAAGCGUUAUUUGAGCGUUACCAGAAUGGUGGGGACUUUGGCGAAAACUCCUUAAAUCAGCAACACAAUAUACGGUCCGCAUUGAAUCAGCAACACAAUAUACGGUCCACAUUGAAUCAGCAACACAAUAUACGGUCCACAUUUUACUUAUCUAUUAGACACAGUAACAGAAAUGACGACAACUUGGAUUCAAUACUCCAGCCUCUAGAACUGAUCAAAAGAGCAGACAAAACAAUAGGGGGAAUUAUAGGAAUCACAAGCAAGCGAGAUACACUAUCUAAUGAUGAUAUGUGUCAUCUUGUUUGUUCUUAUUGCGCUGAGCAACUUGGCAGACGCUGGGCAGCUCUCUGCAUCUUUGAAUGUGAAAGUGGCAACGGCGGAAACUCAUAUGAUAAUUGUUUUUCCUUAUGGCAAGUGACGAUCAAUUAAUUCCAGGAUUGAAUUUGCAGUGGUCCAAUUUUUAUUUUUGAUAUUGUUUAUUCAUUGUUGGAUGAAGAACUGUACUCCCGGUAAAUUUCAACGCUAUAAAAUUUCUCGAUUUUUCAAAAUUGCAAUUUCGCGGGUGUUAAAUUUCGCGGCUAUUAAAUUUCGUUGAGUUGAGUUGAUGACAUUUCGCGGAUUGCACAAUUUGAAUUUUUCCCCACGCUCUGUAAACUCCAGUUCUAUUCAAGAAUAAUGCCAUGCCUAGUUUUUGGC